Culicoides brevitarsis is the source of this 2025-nucleotide messenger RNA. Its product is annotated as ATPase family gene 2 protein homolog B. The record is from RefSeq and is a predicted model, not a curated record. The transcript has a single exon. Bases 10 to 2025 code for a protein of 671 amino acids. Gene Ontology annotation, molecular function: ATP binding; ATP hydrolysis activity. Lineage: Eukaryota; Metazoa; Arthropoda; Insecta; Diptera; Ceratopogonidae.
UCAUCAAAAAUGUUCAAUAAAAUCCGGAUAAUUGCGAGUGAAGGAGACAAUUUUAAUCAAAUUUCAUCAUUUUACGAGUCCUUGAGUAAUGAACGACUUCAGGAAAUAGAUGUCAAUCCAAAAGAAGUACAAAAUCUCACCGAAAUAGAAGUUGAAGCAUUUAUCGACGCCACAUCAUUCGACUUUCAGUUGAUUCCAACACUGAAUUCGCUUGCAGAGGUCCUUCGUGGAUUCCUGGAGCUAUUCGUUGUCUGCAAAAAUGCUGUCGUUUCAUUGGAAGACAUCAAAAUCAAUUACGGAAUACGAAAAAUUCUCAUCACAGCAGUAGAUUUUAAUUCAAAUCAGGGCUCCGUGACUCACGAAACUCGAGUAAAAGUCAAAAAUGUUCGAGUUUGGCCCCGAUUUUCGUACGAAACGUUAGCUGGAGUUCAAGAAGUUGCUGAAAAAGUCAAAUCUCUCAUGAAAAUCUCAGAUCAAAAGAUAAAAACGCAGAAAAUAUUGCUUAUUGGACCAUCAGGUACAGGCAAAAGUACUUUGAUACGCAACUUAUCGCUCGAGACAAACGCUUUUUUGUUCGAAAUCACAAGCAGUGACGUUGUAAAAUCCUUUCCAGGUGACACAGAAGCUUGUUUAAGGGAAAUUUUUAACAAAGCAAGUGCCUUAACUACCGUUUUUAACGAAAAAUUGUCAAUUAUCAUGAUAAAAAACAUUGAACUCUUGUGCCCAAAGGAAGUAGAUCCAAAAGAUACAGCUCACGUAUCACGAAUCAGCUCCCAAGUCAUGCGACUUUUGGAAAAUUUAGAGAAAAAUAUCAUCGUUGUCGUUACUACAUCAAAUAUUGAAGGCGUUGACUUACGUUUGAGACGUGCUGGACGCAUCGAUGAAGAAAUUUUCCUUAAAAUGCCGGAUUUUGUACAACGAGAAGCAAUUUUACGAGUUUUGUUGCCAUCAGUGAUGCCUCAAAAAGUAGUUGAAGGUCUUGUGAAGGACUUGGCAUUCCGCACAAAUGGUUAUGUUGGCUCCGAUUUCGCUUUGAUGACAAAACAUUUGAUGCGACACAAGUUAAAAACAAGUUUUGAUGAAAAUGACGUCACAAAAUGGGAUUUUUUCAUAUCAGAAGUGCUCAAAAAAGUGACGCCCUCAAGCACAAAAGGCGAAUUUGAGAGUCGUUUGCUGUUAGAAAAGGGCUUCGAAAGCAUCGGAGGCAUGGAAAAUUUAAAAUCAACUGUUCGUACUUCGAUUUUAGGUCCUUUACGAAAUCCAGAAGCCUUUGCCAGAUUUAAUCUCUCGCCUCCCCGCGGAAUUUUACUUUACGGACCUCCGGGAUGUGCAAAAACGACAUUUGCUCGUUGCAUCGCUGCCGAAACAAAAAUGACCUUUUUCGCGACAUCAGCUGCCGAAAUUUACUCCCCGUACGUCGGAAAAGCAGAAAAAUAUCUCGUGAAACUCUUCAAUCAAGCGCGAAUUAGUGCGCCUUCGAUAAUUUUCUUGGAUGAAAUUGACGCCCUCGUUGGCUCGCGAAACCAAAGCAGCUCCAACGACGUUCAAAGUCGCAUUUUAUCAACCUUGCUCACGGAAAUGGAUGGCAUUGGAGCCUCAAAACAAGCAAAUUCUCAAUUAAUAUCGAAGCAAAUCCUGAUAAUUGCGGCGACAAAUCGUCCUGACAUGAUCGACGAUGCUUUAAUGCGUCCCGGAAGGUUCGAUAAGUUGAUUCAUGUGCCGGCGCCCGAUGAAAAAGGGCGAUUCGCGAUACUUGAAACCGUUAAAUUGAGGAUUCCCUUUGAAGAAAAUGUGGAUUUUGGGAAGUUGGCAGCAGAAACGGACGGAUUUAGCGGCGCAGAUAUGAUAAAUUUGUGUAAUGAAGCCGCUUUGGUUUCAGCAACGCGAGAUUUGACGACAGAAAGGGUGACUCAAGCUGAUUUGGAGGAAGCUGGAAGAAGUGUGAGACCAUCGUUAACGGAAAAUCAGAUAAAAAGUUAUUACGAGUUUGAAAAUCGAGUCAAGGGAACUUUCAAGGGGGGUUGA